AUGACGAAGUUCGUGAAAUUUUUAAAGGGAAUUUUAUCUAACAGGAGACAAAAAGGCGACUUCGAGACCGUGACAUUGACAGAGAAUUGCAACGCUCUCCUUAUGGCGAAUUCUCCACCAAAGUUUCAGGAUCCAGGAAGCUUCUUCAUACCGUGUAAAAUUGGUUCUGAACUCAUACCGAGAGCUUUCUGCGACUUGGGGGCCAGCGUCAGCCUACUUCCAUACCCAAUGGGAAUAGUGGAAGAUGUGCCAGUUGAAGUGGGUGGAUGUAUAGUUCCCACAGAUUUCGUUAUCUUGGAUAUGGAGGAAGACCCUAAGAAUCCUUGGAAGACCAUUCCUUGGCACAGCUGGAGCCAUCAUCGAUGUAAAAAGUCACAGGAUGUGCAUAGCCCCCACGAGCUGGCCAUGAGCGUUUUCAUGGGCGUGGAGGCGAUGGAGAAGCCAAAAUGA
Molecule: messenger RNA, 450 nt
Organism: Zingiber officinale
Lineage: Eukaryota; Viridiplantae; Streptophyta; Magnoliopsida; Zingiberales; Zingiberaceae
Exons: 3
Coding region: 1-450 (149 amino acids)
Source: RefSeq, a predicted model, not a curated record